Molecule: messenger RNA, 993 nt
Organism: [Candida] anglica
Lineage: Eukaryota; Fungi; Ascomycota; Pichiomycetes; Serinales; Debaryomycetaceae
Source: the annotation of a GenBank genome assembly
AUGGGGGAGCUCGAUCACCAGUUCGACAACUUGUCGAUCCAGGAGCAAAAGUCUAAGUCCCUUCUUUCUCGUGAGUUGGCUUCCAGCAGAAGGGCAAACGGCGCUGGAGGGUCAUUUUUUCUCGACGAUUCCUCGCCAUAUCCGAUAGACAAGGGCCCAUAUACAGACGAUCACCCGGAGCCGGAGCUUUUGGCGUCGUCGGUGGGGAAGGAGAUGGAUGGCCGGAUGAUUCCUUCGUCGUCCACCAUAAGUUUAUUGAGCUUGUCAGUGCAACCGGACACGGCACCAAUGAUCACAACGGGGUUCCAUCCACCAAAGACCUUGUCCCCAGAACCUCAGCAUCAGUUAUCAGACCAAGCACCACCACCACCACCACCACCACAACAACAACACAACUACGCCAUAGACCGGAAGGGGUCAUACAACAACAUUGCAUCUCGCCAAUCACUUACACAUUUACAUCAACAACGAAUGCCAAACACUGCCACUGGAGGUUUUGGUAUAGUACCAUCCCAGCCACAAAUACACACGCAGUUACAACAUUCACUUCAUUCAACCACACAAAGCAUACCUAUACAACAACAGAUGAGAGUCCCAGACUCUCCUAAUUUGGAUCCAACUUCAUUGGGAGGUUCCCCGUCAAGAUUUUGGCUUUCUUCACAAACACCACCAAGAUCAUUGGGCACUUCUCUUAACUCGAGUUCAAGGCACAUGUUCUACUUGCAACAACAACAACAACAACAGCAGCAACAACAACAGCCACUGACUGGGGCUCAAAAUGGACAUUCAAAUGGUCAACGACCAAUAAUGAUUCCUGACACUUCUAAUUACAUAACCCUGAGUAAAAGACCAAGUAAUUCUUCACCCAUAUUAAUUCCUGUACAAACACCAACUGAAGAUGCACCCAUGACGCCCUUGUAUUUGAAUAGUCAAAACCAAGAGUACUUUGAUAUGACAGAAGAGCUUGAUGAGGACAUGGAUAGAGAGGAAUAG